AUGAAUUUGGAGGAUCCUGGAAAUUGGAAUAGCAUUGAUCAAAAAUUGAGAGAUUACUUAAUUGAAAUGGGUCCAAAAAGAGUGAAUGAUUUUUUGUUUCCUAAGGAUAGUAGCAAUAGGCAUUUUGAUUUAUCACAUUAUACACGGUUGUUCAAGACUGAACAAAUGAUGAGUAGAAUGGGGAAUUUGGAUAAUGAUGGAUACAAAGACUGGCGUAAUAUGCAUAGAAGUCUUAAACAACAUGAAGCUAGUAGAGACCAUAUGGAUUGUAUGAUUGCUUGGGUUGAAUUAGAAAAGUGGCUGGAAAACAAUCAAACAAUUGAUUAUAGUAUGCAACUUCAAAUCAACAAAGAAAGACAACAUUGGAAGCAAGUGUUAACAAGAAUAAUUUCCAUUGUGAAAACACUUGCCAAAAAUACUUUGGCAUUUCAAGGGGAUGAUGAGAAACUUUAUGUCGGGAACAAUGGGCUAUUUUUGCAAAUGAUAGAAAUGGUUGCUGAGUUUGAUCCAGUGAUGGAGGAGCAUGUUCGAUGUUGUGAAGCAAAGGAAUCUCAAUAUACAUAUUUUAGUCCAAAAAUUCAAAAUAAACUAAUAGAGACUUUGGCAAAUGAAGUGAAAAGGGCAAUCAUUGCAAAAGUUAAACAUGCAAAAUAUUUUUCAAUAAUACUUGAUUGUACUUCAGAUGCAAGUCAUCAAGAACAAAUGUCUCUAGUGCUACGAUAUUUGGAUGAUUCAACGGACACACCAAAAGUAGAAGAAUAUUGGGUUGACUUUUUGAAGGUGGAUGACACAUCAGGUCUUGGGUUAUUAAGUGAACUUCUAAAUGUGUUAACUAGAGUUGGGCUUGACAUUGAUGACAUAAGAGGACAGGGGUACGACAAUAGGUCUAACAUGAGUGGAAGACACAAAGGUGUACAAAAAAGAUUGCUUGAAAUAAAUCAGAGAGCCUUUUACACACCAUGUGGUUGUCAUAGUCUCAAUUUGGCCUUAGUUGAUACGGUGGAAUGUUGUCCUAAAGCCAAAUCCUUCUUUGGAGUGGUGCAAUGCAUCUACACAUUGUUUUCUUCCUCUACAAAGAGAUGGAAAAUUUUUAAAGAUAAGGUGUCUGGUUUGACUGUUAAGCCAUUGUCACAUACCCAUUGGGAAAGUCAUGUUGAAAGUGUUAAAGCCAUAAAAGAGCAAAUUGUAAAUAUAAGAGAUGCUUUACUUGACUUGGCAGAAGUUGCUGAAGAUUCUAAAACAAAGAGUGAUGCGGAGACCUUAGCACUAUAUGAUCUUGAGAGUUUUGAGUUCUUGCUUGGAAUGCACCACAAGCAGUGGUGGGGGCGCUACACCUAUGUCAUGUCUGCCGCCCUCGACGCCGGCACAAGCUUCAUGGGCGUCGUCGCCUUCUUCGCUCUCGGGAACUAUAACAUCUACUCCGUCAACUGGUGGGGAGGCGUCACCGAAGACUAUUGUCCCCUCGCUAAAUGCCCCACCGAGCCCGACGCCUACAUCCCCGAGGGAUGUCCUGAACUUCAUUGA
Molecule: messenger RNA, 1524 nt
Organism: Zingiber officinale
Lineage: Eukaryota; Viridiplantae; Streptophyta; Magnoliopsida; Zingiberales; Zingiberaceae
Product: zinc finger MYM-type protein 1-like
Exons: 3
Coding region: 1-1524 (507 amino acids)
Molecular function (GO): oligopeptide transmembrane transporter activity
Source: RefSeq, a predicted model, not a curated record